ACGUGCUGAGCGCAUGCGCGCGACCGUCUUGUUUUUCACCCGUUUCGCGCUCAAACGAAAAUUAAAUUUAUAUGGCAGUGGUGACCCGGCCGUUUGGUGUUGUGACCAGUGCGAGAGUCAACAGUCGGCAGGGGAGAACUUCUCAAAAUGGCUGGACAGUCAGACGGGUGCUGGACGUGAUUAAAACUCAAAUAUGCACAAUAGCUUUAUCAUUCACACUAUUCAAUACCAUUCGACUACCACGAGAAGCCUUCAAAUAUGGAGACAUACCUUACCUGGUCAUUUACUCGUUCUGGCUGCUGGCGGUCGCUCUGCCGACUACGCUGCUGCAGUUGGCGAUGGGACAACUCAGCCAGCAAGAUCCUGUUGGUGUAUGGAGAGCAGUUCCAAUAUUAAGAGGAGUUGGUCACUUGAAGAUUUUAACUUCAUUCCUGUGCUGUGUUUACAGUAUGGUAUAUGUUGCCUUAUCUGCAGCUUACAUGAUAUGGAUUGGAAAGGGUUCCUUUCCUUUGAAGGAUUGCACAAAACUCCACAUAACACCGAAUGGAUACGAAAAUAAAAUGAAUGCAUCUGAAUGUUUUAACUCGACGUUUUUGGCGCCAUUCACUGAACAACCACAGUAUCUCGGCGUAAUGGCGAUUUUAAUAUUCGUUUUAUGGUUCUUUGUACCCAUUAUGUUGUUUCGGCUCCGAAAAACUUUGAAAAUGUCGCUCGUGAUUCUGACGCCUCUCAUCAUCAUUAUUGCCAUAGUACUGAGUGCAUUUUUGUCAGAUAGUCACGUUUUGACAUCAAUGCUAGAAUCAUGCGAACAUUGGAUGCCGUUGUCACAGCCAUACAUUUGGCACAGCACGUUGGUACAAGCGUUAUUGUCGACACAUAUUGUUAGCGGUUAUCUGGUUAGUGCUGGCGGAACUAUAUACAGACAAUCCGAUGUCAGAUGGACAUCAACGUUUGUGACAAUUACUAAUUUACUAUCAGGAUGGCUGUCUGUUUUUAUGUGGCAGUCAAUAGGUAGUGAAGGUAACAAGGAUAGUAGUUUUAUAGCAAUAUUAGUUUUAAUAUAUCAGUCUUCCGUAUCAGAGAAAAGAUCAAAGGAAUGGCCGCUAUUGGCAUUCGGAAUCGUAUUAAUAUCAGGCAUAAUUACUGUGCUAACACUCCUAUUUCCUAUAUACGAUAAAUUACAUCGUGUUGCUGGUGACCACUGGCGAAUAUUUGCAUGUGCCUCGUCAGCACUUGGAACAGCUCUCACUGUAUCUGUAUUAGCUCAAGGUAUUGACGUGGCAGCUAUGCUGGAUGAGCUGGUUGUGCCAGUGUUAGCUGUAUUUACGACUGUAGUUGAAAUCGUGGGAUUCGUUUUUAUUUAUGGUUGGUAUUACCUUACAGUAGAUAUACAUUUUAUUACUGGAUCAAGAUUACCAGGUUUUUGGUUAGUGACAUGGUGGACCAUUCCAGUCCUAUUAAUGGGUGUAACCGGUUGGUGGUUGAGAUCACUGCUGAGGAGUGCAUGGGGAGAAGGCCAAACAUUAUGGCCUUUAGGAAUUGUAUUUAUGGGAAUAUUAGUAGUUAUGGUGGUAAUGGCAGCAGUGGCAGUGGCAAAGGAAGAACAAUUUAAUUUACUUACUAAAAUGGCAUCAGCCUUUCGACCCUCUCGCCUUUGGGGACCCGAAGAACCAAUGGCGAGAUACGUGUGGAUGUCUCAAAGAUUUUUAAACGAAAAUGCUAAUUCCGAACACGAAUUUCAUACAGAUACAAAAAUGUAUAACCAUAUUAUUACGAAAUAUCAUGAGAAAGGCAACGAAAUAUACAACGAAGACUGGUUGCAUGCAGCUGAUACUUACCAAAGUCAGUCACCCAAAGCUUUUAUUAAGAGUGAUCUCAUAAGGCAUGAAGAUACACUUUAUAAUGAUGUAGGUGCAAUAUAUACUAUACCUACAGUUUCAACCAGCAAGAGAAGAAAUACAGGAGAGGAACAAUAUCGUUCUCCAAAUAUAUGCAUUGCCAAAGGUGAAUUAGGAGGUUCAAUAAAUUGCAACUGUAACAGGCAUUUUCAACUCAAUGUUCCUGAUUUAAGAAAUAACGAAGUAUCGACUAGUCUAUAGAAUAAAAUAUUGCAAGAUCCAAAUAUUUUUGUACAACGAUUUUAGUGUCUAGUCGACCAACAAUAUAUUGCAAUUUUUAUAUUGUUCUCAACCACAAAAUGCUAUUGGUAGUUUAUAAUUUAUUAAAGUAUUAAAGACAUUCCAAAUAUAUUACU
Messenger RNA from Vanessa atalanta (red admiral), 2254 nucleotides. Its product is annotated as sodium-dependent dopamine transporter-like. Gene Ontology annotation, cellular component: membrane. The transcript is spliced from 10 exons. Lineage: Eukaryota; Metazoa; Arthropoda; Insecta; Lepidoptera; Nymphalidae. Gene Ontology annotation, biological process: sodium ion transmembrane transport. The coding region runs from base 72 to 2099 and encodes 675 amino acids. The record is from RefSeq and is a predicted model, not a curated record.